AUGCUGCAGUUGGGAGACGAAGUCACCUUGUACUCUGUCGUCUUCGUUGUGGUUCUGCUCGGAACCAGGAGCCCAGUGUGGACGACGGUUCUCACCGCCUCCCUCUACCUCUUUUUGGCUGUGUUUCGGUUCCCCCAGCUGUCAGCCAACCGAGCGCGGCAGGUGCUGCACCCAGCCAGAAGCACGGUGGGUUCCGGCAAAGUGUCGGUAGUCGCUCACCGGGGCGGUGGGUACGACGCACCGGAGAACACGAUAGCAGCGAUCCGUGAGGCCAGUAAGAAUGGGGCAACGGGUGUGGAGCUUGACGUGGAGUUCUCAGCAGAUGGUGUCCCGAUCCUAAUGCACGAUGACACUGUGGACCGGACUACCAACGGGUCGGGCCCACUUGACCAGAUGACACAUUCUGACCUGACUAAACUAGACGCAGCAGCUAAGCAUCGGCUCUGGCAGAAAUUUCCUGGGGAGAAGAUUCCAACCCUGGAGGAAGCAGUGAAGGAAUGCAUCAAACUACAUCUUACUAUCUACUUUGAUGUUAAAGGUCAUCCAAAUGAGGCGACUGCAGCCCUCAAGGACUUGUAUAAGAAGUAUCCAGUCCUCUACAACAGCAGCAUCGUUUGCUCCUUUCAGCCCAGUGUCAUAUACAAGAUGAGACAGAGUGAUCCAGAAGUGGUCACUGCAUUAACCCACAGGCCAUGGAGCCUGAGUCGGCUUGGAGACGGCACCCCAUAUUUCUCAUCUUCAUGGAAACACUUCUGGUUCACACUGAAUGAUGUGUUGCUGGACUUUGCGCACCAUCAUGUGCUUUGGAAGCUGUGUGGAAACUCAGCCUUCCUGAUCCAAAAGAACUUUGUUUCACAGGACUAUGUGCAAUACUGGGCCCAGAGAGGGGUGGAAGUUGUAGCCUGGACAGUUAACACAAAAGUGGAGAAAGAGUACUACCACAAGCUACUCCAUGUCAAUUACAUCACUGACAGCCUGGUGGAGGACUGUGAGCCUCAUUACUGAGAAAAACUACAUCCCCGACAGCCUGGUGGAAGAACGGAAGGAACAACUUUACCUUUAAAUUACUACCUACAUUUGCUUAUUAUCUUGAAACUAAUACAAGUAAUCUUGUUACAUUUGGAAUGGAAAAAUACAAAUGGAAAUGUACAAAGAAAUAAGAUUUUAUGUACAGGGAUUUGCAUCACUCUCCUGUGUGGUGUGUUUAUUCUGAAAAACAGCUUCUAGUUUAGGUUAGGUCUAGUAUUUGAAAAAUGCCAGAGGUUUCACAAAAAUAUAUUAUUUGUUUCAGUCAUGCAGCUGCCAAAUGCACAUGCUCAUUACAUGACAACAGUUGCAGAGCUGUGGGCCACAAUUGUUUCUCUGUGAAUGAAGGUACUCUGCUUUAAUGACUGUAAAUGCCAUAUUUUUUUGGAAACUUUUAAAAAUAACACUUAAGCUUGACACUUGAUCACACUUUAAUGUCUUCUCAACUGUGGUGCAGGAAAAGAGACAUCAUAAAACCUCAGUCACCAAUACUUUUGGGCUUAUGUAGUAUGGUGUAUAUUUUAACCGUUUGUAAAUAUUUAUGUGAUAUGUGAAAUUUUGGUGUCUUGGUAGUGAAACUAUGUGUGGGACAGUUGAUUUUGAAUUGAAAUUUCAUAUUUCCUUUUUUUGAUAGAAAUCAUUUACUGUAGACGUCAGCGGUGCUAAAGGGACAGAAUCUGCAAGAACAGGUUAAUAGAAGUGGGCUGCUUAGAUUGUACAAAGCUUUAAGUAAUGUUGAGAAACACUUGUGUUUGGCAAGUUAUGUUUCUUUGAGAUAUAUACCUCUUGAUCUAAGUAUGAUAUGAUUGCAUAUGAUUUGCAGUUUUAAUUAAACAGCACAAUAAAGACUUAAAUCAUGAAAAACAGA
Messenger RNA from Betta splendens (Siamese fighting fish), 1894 nucleotides. It is a transcript of the gene gde1, whose product is annotated as glycerophosphodiester phosphodiesterase 1. Gene Ontology annotation, biological process: lipid metabolic process. Gene Ontology annotation, molecular function: phosphoric diester hydrolase activity. The coding region runs from base 1 to 1005 and encodes 334 amino acids. The transcript is spliced from 6 exons. NCBI's taxonomy places the organism in Eukaryota, Metazoa, Chordata, Actinopteri, Anabantiformes, Osphronemidae. The record is from RefSeq and is a predicted model, not a curated record.